Otolemur garnettii (small-eared galago) is the source of this 1759-nucleotide messenger RNA. It is a transcript of the gene RNF149, whose product is annotated as ring finger protein 149. Bases 117 to 1274 code for a protein of 385 amino acids. The record is from RefSeq and is a predicted model, not a curated record. The transcript is spliced from 7 exons. Lineage: Eukaryota; Metazoa; Chordata; Mammalia; Primates; Galagidae.
GAAGCCGCGACUAAGCAGCCGCGUCCCUUGCCUUCAGCGGAGGCCUAACCCGCGCGCUCCCGGGGGUCGCCCGCCCCACGCUCCCUACCACUAUUUGUCAGCCCGGCGGUGCAGCCAUGGCGUGGCGGCGGCAGCCUGAGGCCGGUGUCGGGGCCCGCGGCGUGCUGGCGCUGCUGGCCUUGGCCCUGUGCGCGUCCGAGGCCUGGGGCCGGGCGCUCGAGUGGUACUCGGCGGUGGUGGGCACAGAGUACGUGGCCCCGAAGACUAACCUGACGGUAUGGAGCGUCUCGGAGAGCGGCCGCUUCGGCGACAGCUCGCCCAAGGAGGGUGUGCAGGGCCUGGUAGGGGUCCCGCGCGCGCCCGACGGAGACCCAGAAGGCUGUGCGCCGGACACGAGCUUCCAGGUGCCGGGCUGCCGGGGGUCCGCGCCCUGGGUCGCCCUGGUGGCGCGCGGGGGCUGCACCUUCAAGGACAAGGUGUUGGUGGCGGCGCGGAGGAAUGCCUCGGCUGUGGUCCUCUACAACGAGGAGCGCUACGGGAACCUCACCGCGUCUAUGUCCCACGCGGGAACAGGAAACAUAGUGGUCAUAAUGGUUAGUUACCCAAAAGGAAGAGAAAUUUGGGAACUGGUGCAAAACGGAAUUCCAGUGAAGAUGACCAUUGGGAUUGGCACUCGUCAUGUACAAGAAUUCAUCAGCGGUCAGUCUGUGGUGUUUGUGGCCAUUGCCUUCAUCACCAUGAUGAUUAUCUCAUUAGCUUGGCUAAUAUUUUACUAUAUACAGCGUUUCCUAUAUACUGGCUCACAGUUUGGAAGUCAGAACCAUAGGAAAGAAACUAAGAAAAUUAUUGGCCAGCUUCCACUUCAUACUGUAAAGCAUGGAGAAAAGGGAAUUGACGUUGAUGCUGAAAAUUGUGCAGUGUGUAUUGAAAGUUUUAAAGUAAAGGAUAUUAUCAGAAUUCUGCCAUGCAAGCAUAUUUUUCAUAGAAUAUGCAUUGACCCAUGGCUUUUGGAUCACCGAACGUGUCCAAUGUGUAAACUUGAUGUCAUCAAAGCCCUGAGAUAUUGGGGAGAGCCAGAAGAUGGACAGGACAUGCCUGCUCCAGAAUCUCCCAGUGGCAGGGUUCUGGCUGCAAAUUUGAGUCUGACUUUGCCAGAGGAUGAGAGAAGUGACGGGAGCAGUCCGCCCUCAGCUCCCCCUGCUGAAUGUGAGCUGCCCUGUGAUGCCAGCUUGAAAGGAGAUGCGGGGGAAAACACAGUGCUGCUCGGGAUAUAGCCUUUCCCAAAAGACUGCUCCCACAGCUACUGAGGAAUGAUGACAAUAAAAGGCCGAAUUGCAGUGUCUCCAUCAGCAGUUUGCUCUCUGUGUGGGCACACGAUGACAAAACCUCCUGAAGCGACCCACUGGUCUGACCUCAGUAACAUCAGGAUGGAAGCUUCAUGCCAUGGGAGUGGUCGUGAAAGGCAUCCCAAAGACAGCUGAGCUUUUUUUUUUUUUUAAGAAAAAAAUAAUCAGCCUUCAGACAACACUGGGGCUUGAAUGGGUAGUGAUACUAGUCUGUGUUCCAUAAGGUACAUUUACUUGAACCAAGGACUACUAGAAGUUUAAAGAUUAUAAUAAUAAAACCUUUAAGAAUAGGUGUGCAUCCCAUACACUAGAAAUGAGAUAUCCAGUGUAAUUAAAUUCCCCAGUAAAAUACAGAGUGUGCCCAAAAAUAUUUAUACACAUGUUAAGAAAGGAAAAAAAUUAUAUUAAAAGUG